Gopherus evgoodei (Goodes thornscrub tortoise) is the source of this 1155-nucleotide messenger RNA. Its product is annotated as peptidyl-prolyl cis-trans isomerase FKBP8-like. Bases 1 to 942 code for a protein of 313 amino acids. Gene Ontology annotation, molecular function: protein binding; peptidyl-prolyl cis-trans isomerase activity. Lineage: Eukaryota; Metazoa; Chordata; Testudines; Testudinidae. The transcript has 8 exons. The record is from RefSeq and is a predicted model, not a curated record.
AUGGGGAGUGAGAAGGACAGAUUCCUGAGGAAGUUGCUGGUGAGAGAAGGCCAAGGAGAGGCCAGCGGACCCCAGCCAGGCCAGGAGGUGACUGUGAAGCUGCUGGGAGUCUUGGAGGAUGGCAGCCUGGUGGAGAAGGACCCAAAGCUGACUUUCAUCCUGGAGCAGGGGGACGUCAUACAGGCUCUGGAGCUCGGUGUCCAGUCCAUGCAGCUAGGAGAGGUGUCCUUCCUGCUCACCAGCUUCCUGUAUGCUUACGGUCACCUAGGCAGGGACCCUGAUAUCCCAUCAGAUGCCUCAUUACUGUAUGAGUUGACCCUGCUGCAGAUCCGGGACAGCCCCGAUCUGGGGCUCCUGCCACCCUCUGCGCGAAUCAGCCUCAGCAAGCAGAAGAGGGAGCGAGGGAACUUCCACUUUGAACGGGAGGAGUACCAGCGGGCCAUGCGAUCCUACCAGCUGGCCCUGGGCAUCCUGGACGCACCUGGUGCAGUCCCUCCAGGCCCCGAGGAGAAAGAGGAGCUGCAAGAGCAUCGAGUGAAAUGUCUUAAUAACUGUGCGGCUGCCCAGCUGAAGCUGCAGCUGUUUGAGGAGGUGCUGGCAUCAUGCAAUGCAGUGCUGCACAUCGACCCCGACAACGUGAAGGCUCUCUACAGGAAAGGCAAGCUGCUGUCAGAACAAGGUGAGGACCAGGCAGCCAUGAAUAUCCUAAAGAGAGCCCUCCAGCUAGAGCCCACCACAAAGGCAAUCCACGCUGAGCUCUCAAAGCUAGCGAAGCGUCAGAAAGGGCCACCGGAACGCCCUGCCCCCACAGGUGUGGACGACCUGGUGCAGCCAGCAGCGUACCAGAGCACAUGGGUCAUCCCCUGGAAGCUGCUUUUUGGUGCUGUGGCUGUGGCUCUCGGCAACACGGUGACCUCCAUCUUACUGACAACACGGAGCUGAGACUAGCCAAGGACACGAGGGAUGCAGGGGGGUUACAGCCCCUCCCACAGCAAAGGGGGGGCCAGGUGCGAGCCCUGGGUUGUCCAGCCCAGGACACAGGCCACGUUCCCAGUGAAGCCAGGAUAACCAGCUGACAGGACUUUAGCAGUGACCUGUGUGUCUUUGUAAAUAAACUUGGCUGUUGUUUAGCCAGCACCCUGCAGCCAGGCCUGA